This is a messenger RNA of Leptonychotes weddellii (Weddell seal), 2275 nucleotides long. RefSeq names its product small integral membrane protein 5 (gene SMIM5). The record is from RefSeq and is a predicted model, not a curated record. Lineage: Eukaryota; Metazoa; Chordata; Mammalia; Carnivora; Phocidae.
AGGCGCCCAAGGAGCCUCCCACUUCUGACAGGAAACCCUCUAAUCCUCCAGGGACCCAUCUGCCUGCUACCCUCACCAUCACUUAAAACACAGCUCCCGUCUCCAGCCUGCCCCACCACCUGCCUUCACCUCACACACCACAAACAUCCUGGGAACGCAGGACAUAGAUGAAGCUCCCCAGAGGUGUUUGGGGAGGGUCUCUGAAACAGUGUACAAGGGGGUACGACUGCCCCCAAAGGCUUCCUCGAUGCUCCUGCAGUGGCCAGACGCCCCCCGCCCCGAGGGGAAUCACAUGUGCAGGGCCCCAACAUGUGCCAGGAUCUGGGCUAGCCACCGCUGUGCUUCCAGGAGUCAAUCCAACAGCCUCGAAAGAUGGGCAUCUCCUCUCACGUAAAAUGAGGAAAAGAAACAGACUCAGAGAGGCAAAGUGAGACACGUCCAUGUCACGGAAGCGGGAAGGGGGCAGGCGGCAUCGAAACAAUGCCCCCUGGAGCGGCAGCUGACCAACGGAGAGCAGUUACCCUGUGGAAGAGGAGACACGGGAGGCACAUGCCAGCUGCCGUCCAGGUCCCGAAGGCCCGCGAGGCAGAAGAGGGCUACAAGUGUCCUGUGUGACCACGGGCGGGACCAAUGAGGUGAGGAGGAGGUCCCACCUUACAACGAUCAGCGCUGCUCCAAGAAGGAAGACGGUAGGCUGCCAUAGCAGGUGGGAACCCCCCAUCUCACCAAGAGAGGCUCACAAAAAGGCUGCAUGCCAAAAGGAGUGCAGGGAGCCAGGUACAGGGUAAAAGGUUCAAGCAGACGACCUUCAAGGUAGUUCUAAGACAGCUCUACUGUGGCGGGAGUCCCAGCAGUGACCGGCUUCCAAGACUGCAGCCAUCUCAGGAGAACCUGCCUGGCCCCGACCCAGGACGAGGCAGCAGUAAUUAGAUCCUCAGGUCUGGCACGAGCCCCUGGCCACCUGUUACCCUCCCUUGGAUUAGAGCUGCCUUGGUGAACAAGUUCAGGCUGGGUUGGCACAAGCUGUCCCUGGUCCAUCUCUGAAGAGGCACUUGCUCCCUUGUGUCCACUGAUGGGCUGAGGCCGGAGGGGAAAGACACUGACAUCGAGCACGCCCCAACUCACAGUCCCAGCCUGGACCUUCCCCUUCAGCCUGUCGGGCACCCUUGGACAGGAAGAAGCUCUCAGUCAGGGGCCUGGAGGGCUGAGUUGCCACAUAGCUGGGGCAGGGGUAGGGGCAGAGGGGACUCUCCUGGCCUGAACCAGCAGAGGAGGGGCUGGUAAACCAGGCUGAUCCCAUCCUGAGAGGAUCCCCUUGGGAAAAACUGCAGGAACACAACGUCAUCUCUUCCUCCUCAAAGAACACUGAAUGAGUAAAGAAAUUGGGCUGGGGGGGGGCCCUGAAGGGGCUCAGACCACCUCCCCAUUAGCUCUCACCUCCAGCUGACCCUAGCUAGAAGCCCCCAUGUGCAUGCUGGAAGAAGAACCUGAUCCUUCUGCCCCACAUAUGAUGGGAGGCAAGAGUACCAGGCUGGAAUCCUAAAGCCCAGUCUCCCUGCUGGGAACUGGGGAGGCACCCAAAGUCCUGAAGGACCCAGGGGUCACCAGGGGAGCUGUGCCAGCCCUAGGCGCCCCAGCAAAACCAGGAGUGGUGCCUGAGACAAAGGAAUGUAACAGUGAAGUCACCCCACCUCGAAGUCGGGAACCCUGGCCAACCGUGGCCGGCUGACAGACCUCUCCUGUGUCUGGCUGUGCUGGGCAGCCCCCAUGGCAGGGCCUCGGGCUCCCUGCCGUCACCAGCUUCCCCCACCACAGGUGGUGUCAGCUGGGUCGGGGCUGAGGGCCCCAGUGGUUCCCUCCCCGCUCAUGAGCCACAGGGGUACAGGGGUGAGACCUGACGAACUCGUUCUGCGGGCUGCAGGUGGGUGGGGCCUCCCAGCCCUGUCUCUGCUCAGCACUCCCGGCAGGAGCCCGGCAGGAGCCCGGCAGGAGCCCGGCAGGAGCCCGGCAGGAGCCCGGCAGGAGCCGGCGCACCAUGGCAGCUGCCAGCUUUGUGCAGGAGAUGCGCUCCAUGGGUGAGAAGCUGCUGCUCAAGCUGCAGAGACUACCGCAGGCCGAGCCUGUGGAGAUCGUGGCCUUCUCGGUCAUCCUCCUUUUCACAGCUACCGUGCUGCUGCUGCUGCUGAGCGCCUGCUGCUGCUGCCACGCUGAGCGCAGACGCGGGAAGGUCCAUGCCCGGCCCGUAACCCCACCGUGAGGGGCAGACAUGAGGACG